UUUCCUCCCUCGGAAAAUCGAAGCACACAAAAACCAGAGAGAAAGAAGGAAACUUUAACUCCUUAAGAAAACGAAACGACAUGUCGAUGGCGGAGGUCACCUUCUUCCAACUCCACGACGUCGACGACGACCCUCCCGACCUCCCCUACUGGGCACACCAGGACCUUGACCUCUACUCCUCCGAUCCCGAUUUCCUUCAAUCCGAUCGCGCCCUCCGCCCCUCCCGCAUCGUCACCGUCGACGACGACGGCGACCUGUUAUCCCAGUACCAGUCCCCCGUCCACGUCAUCCGCAACGACGCCGUUUUGGGGGAGCCCGAUUCCGGAUCCAACCUGACCAACCGAUCGGAUUUGCUGGACCGCCGCGAGGACCAGGUGAAUUUCGUGAUGGAUCUGUUCCAGCAGCGGGUCGAGCAGUCGUCUCAGGUAAACGCUCGCAGUCCCCUUUUGGUUUCUGAAGAUAUUGACGACGAGGAUCGUAGUUUUGGGGUUAUUGAGUCGAAUUGUGAUGUGGGUAUGGAGGGUUUGGACCUCGAUUUGAGUUUAGGGUUAGGGUCGGGAUUGGAUUUUGGGAAUUGUUUGGAUGGGGACGGGAUUGAUGAUCCCGAGGAGGAUGAUUUCUUUGUGGGGAGGAGGGUGUCUGGGUCUGAAUUUGGUGAGGAAUCUUCCAAUUUAAGUAGGGCAGAUGAUGAUGCUUACGAGAAUUGCGUGAGGCUGGUUGGGUUCGGGACCGAUUCGGAGGAUGAUGAGAACGGGGUUAUCGGGAUCGAUUUGAAUUCCGGGGAUGAGUAUGGCGUGCAGGGUCGUGUCCAUGGUGAGAAUGAUGACGAUACGAGCAUCCCGCUGCGUUGGGAUUCGUUUAUUUUGGAGGACCAUAGGGAAACUAACGAAGAUUUCGAGUGGGAGGAAGUUGAAGACGGGGUUGAUGAGAGAGAGGUCUUCAGUACGUUUAUUGAUCAUGACAUCGAGGAAUCAGGACCGGUGGCAGUUUCAGUUUUGGCAAUGGUGGCACCGGAAGAGGAAAUGAGUGUGGAGAGAUCCGAGCAUGUGGAUAGUUUGGAAUGGGAAAUUUUGUUGAAUUCCAAUACUUGGGAGAUAAAUCCAGAUGUGGCGCCUUAUCCGGACGAUGAUUAUAUUCACACUGCAGAAUAUGAUUUGCUGUUUGGUCAAUUCUCUGAGAGUGAGAAUGCAACAGCGGGCAGGCCUCCGGCUGCCAACGCUGUGGUUGAAAGUCUCCCAUCCGUAGUUUUAACUCAGGAGGAUGUGGAAAAGGGCAAUGCACUCUGUGCCGUUUGCAAGGAUGAGAUGAAAUCGGGGGAACAAGCAAAGCAGCUACCUUGCACACAUCGGUACCAUGGUGACUGCAUUGUGCCGUGGCUGCGCAUAAGGAACACAUGUCCUGUUUGUCGACAUGAAUUGCCCACCGCUGACGCUGCUUACGAGCGUAGAAGGAACCAAAGGCAUGCUCGUGGGUCGAACGAUGGUCGGGCAAUGUUUUGAGAUCUUCCUUCGGCAUUAGGUAUUCGAAAAUGUAGAUACUGCUGUGGUAAAGAGUUUUCAUUUCUCUGUGAGGAUGUUAUAGUUCCUGAUGCUUUGUCAGCAUAUACAUUUUUUUGUGCUUGUUUCUUGUUGGAGGAUGAUUGUCAAGCAUAUAAUGUAAUAAUAUUUUGGUGGGUACUCAA
Molecule: messenger RNA, 1681 nt
Organism: Pyrus x bretschneideri (Chinese white pear)
Lineage: Eukaryota; Viridiplantae; Streptophyta; Magnoliopsida; Rosales; Rosaceae
Product: E3 ubiquitin ligase BIG BROTHER-related
Exons: 1
Coding region: 81-1499 (472 amino acids)
Biological process (GO): protein ubiquitination
Cellular component (GO): cytoplasm
Molecular function (GO): ubiquitin protein ligase activity
Source: RefSeq, a predicted model, not a curated record